This is a messenger RNA of Arvicola amphibius (Eurasian water vole), 2722 nucleotides long. It is a transcript of the gene C5H5orf63, whose product is annotated as chromosome 5 C5orf63 homolog. NCBI's taxonomy places the organism in Eukaryota, Metazoa, Chordata, Mammalia, Rodentia, Cricetidae. The transcript has 7 exons. The record is from RefSeq and is a predicted model, not a curated record. Bases 1573 to 1920 code for a protein of 115 amino acids.
GAUGGCGCUGGCGUUGCCGGGAGCGCUCCCUAGGCCGGGGGUUAGCGCGCGCCCGCAGGAGGUGGCCGCGAUCCUUUCGCGGUGUGGCGUGCUGCAGACCUCCGUGGCCGUCCAGAGGGGAUUUAAUUAAGCCCAGAGCGAUAAAUCCCCGAGCCACUGGGGGGAGAUUGUGAACGCGCGCUUGUGGCGGCGCUUUGGGAACUGAGUAAAUGACGGGAGGAAAAAUAGAGCUCUUCGAAGAAAGCCGAAAAUGUCCCAAGUCAUGCUUCUUCCAGUGAUUCACAGAUGCUCUGGUCCCGGGUUUAAUGGAAUUCUAUGAAGUGGCAAUAUCACACUUGACAGCCUGCUGAGUUGACUGCCUUUUUAAAUAAAUGUUUUUGAGCAGCCAUGUUGACCUUUAAUUGGGGUGAAAAGGUUGAAAAAUGCAAGAGGAAACAUUGUGAGUGCCAGGCCCCUCUGGACCCGGCUAUCUGGACCCCAUCUUUGCUUUAUUGGGAAGAAGCAGCCCUCUGGGCUGUGGACAGUAAAAGAAUAAAUCAGACAUUACAGUUCUCAACAAAUACUUAGCCACCUCGCUCACCCCUGACAAAUACCAGCUAAUACAAUUUUUAAUGAGUCCAAGGGUAAAAAGUCUCUGACAGUUGUCACUAAUGUGAAUAGGUAUCUGAUUGUUUCUAAAGUGGGUUUUUGUCUGACUAAUCUUUAUCCUUAUUCUUGUUAAUUGUGUUUAUAUAAAACUGUAUUUUAGUGUUCUUUUAGAAAAAAAUAAACUGUGUGGUCUAGCAUGACCCAAAGAUGGUACUUAGACUAUGUUAUAUCCCAACAUUAGUAGUGUGUUUCCCAACCUAAGAUGGGCUCCUAUGACUAUAUUACUUUAGUUAAUGAGCUACUCUGGCUGUCUCAGUAGAACACUGAACAAGUUGAGCUGGCUCUUAGAGACCACAGUCAUCUCCUUCAGUAAUAUUCUGUGGAGCAGCUUUACACAAUGCUCAUGAUGCACUCUCCCAAUAUUUAGAAGUGCACACGUGAAGUGUUUACAGGUAAACUGCAGAGCAUAAAAGCAUGCAAGGGGUCCCACAUGGCAAUGGUGCUUAUCUACAAUGCCGGCACUCUAGUUGAAGCUGACAGAUCUCGAGUUCUGGACCAGGCUGAAGACAGAGUGAGCCCUUGUUUCAGCAAACAAACCACCACCAGCAACUGGAGGCACGGAAACAAGCUCUAAGCUUUCCUCCCUGUUUGCUGGGGUCCACUUGAAGCUACCUUCCAGACAAAGAUCAAUAGUUUUUGUCUCUUUGGCUAGAGGAAUAUGCAGUUUUAUUUAGACAGACUAUCGGCAGGGAUAUACAUCAGAAGAAACAAAAAGAAAGCCGGAAUAGCUCUUGAAUGGGAUUUUAUUCCUACUGGCAAUUCUUUUGAAGGGAGAUACCCUCGGGCUCAGAGGCUGGAAGAUGUACACACACUGGUGCUUGGCAAGGGUCCCCCAGCCAUCGCCCAUCACAUUGGAAAACUAGAGAGCGGGCCAACCAUGGACAGAAAGGGCUACUUUUCAGUCAGACAGGACAAUGAAUUAAGAUGCUCUGGUUUCAAGGAAACAGCCUGCAGAUUGCCAAAUCCUCAUUUGGACUCUUGCGAAAUCUCUCUGCCUCUAACACCACUCUGCCUGUGCUGACCUUAUUCACAAAGAAUCCCUGCCCACUCUGUGAUGAAGCCAAAGAAGUCCUCAAGCCUUACAAAGACAGGUUUAUUUUACAGGAGGUGGACAUCACACUUCCAGAAAAUGCUACUUGGUAUGAACGGUAUAAAUUUGACAUCCCCGUCUUCCACCUGAAUGGCCAGUUUCUGAUGAUGCAUCGAGUAAACACCUCCAAGCUUGAGAAGCAGCUUCUGAAACUUGAGCAGCAGGUGCUGGAGACAAACUGACGUCUCAUGAGUUCCUCCCUCUCUGUCAGAAGGCAUCUGCCCGAGGGGGUGACUGGGAUCUUGGAUGUCCUUGUCACUUUCAAGGUGCCCUUAUGAUGGUAUCACAUAAAUAUGUUGCCAUUAGUCCUCUGUUUGAUGCAAGCACCUACAUGAGAACAGUCUACGUAUGGGCAUUUUGUAACCUAGUGCACUGUAUGGAAGGGGAAGCUGUAGGCAGGGAGGGAUCUGUUUGGUGGUUAUUGUUCCCUUUUGUGUGAAUGUGGAAAUACGUGUCGUGCCCUGGACAGUGCCCUGAUAGGAAGGAGGUGCUGCAGUCCUGCUGCUAAGCAGCCCUAUUACUUUUAGUGGCGUAAAUGCUCUUCCACUAAAUAAACUGAAAUGUGAAUUGUUAAUAACUGUGCACAGUCAAUAAAGGGGUGUUUUAAUGAAUACAUCUGCACGCAGCUAUUUCAGUCGAAUUUAAUAAUACCUGUUUAAAAUUAGUGUUCACUUUUGCUGAGUAGAAGAGAAUAAUUAUCCUAGCCAAGGAGGCUUCUCUUCAGAAAGACAAAGGAGAUUUACCCCUCCAGAAUGUAUAUAACAGACUCCGCUGUUGAUGUCACCGUGGAAUUGACUUGUAAUGUUGAAGACUGCCUUAAGUUCUCAUCAGUUAAGUUAGUUCAACUAAUUGUAAGAUAGUAACUUUGUCAAAUUUUAGUGUUUUGGGAAAAUUCAUUUUCAUCGUAACUGAACAUAUAUGUAGAUAAAUCUAAAUAAAAAGCACCAUGUUAUAUAAAGUAUUAAAAUGUAGUUUGUACCCUUA